Messenger RNA from Hylaeus volcanicus, 2399 nucleotides. RefSeq names its product meiosis-specific with OB domain-containing protein (gene hdm). NCBI's taxonomy places the organism in Eukaryota, Metazoa, Arthropoda, Insecta, Hymenoptera, Colletidae. The transcript is spliced from 7 exons. Gene Ontology annotation, biological process: resolution of meiotic recombination intermediates. Bases 628 to 2259 code for a protein of 543 amino acids. The record is from RefSeq and is a predicted model, not a curated record. Gene Ontology annotation, molecular function: single-stranded DNA 3'-5' DNA exonuclease activity; single-stranded DNA binding.
AGGGAUACGAGUAAACUGUUCCAGCCUCUGUCAUGGAAUAGUACCUCUUAACCAGAAUUGUUUAUGUUGCUUGUAUUUCUUUUAACUCUGAAAUUAUUGCAAAAUAUUUCCCAAUAUUUCUCUUACGUUCGAGUUCACCAAACAGAAACAUGAGUCACGCAACCCUUAAACGAUCGUAGAAAUUACGAAUACGAAUACGAUGGAAACACAAAGUAGAGAAACAGAAUAUGACAGACAACACGAAAUGAAGUGUCGACGAUGCAAUCUUAAUUUAGUUUUGACACGCUAUAACAUGACGGUAUGGCAACUCAUACAUAUAUAGAUAUACACUCGUGUAAGAGUAUAUGCGAUCUAACAGUCAUCGUUACGAAAAAAUAUUGCUGAGAAAGGAAAUAUUUAUCGAUAAAUAGAAAUGACACGAUGAGUAGGAAAUUUGUCUAAUUAGUGAAUCGAAGUAACGCAAGUUACAGUGGGUAAACCAAACGUGGAAUCGCAUUUCGAAGUUUCGAAUUUGAACGUGGCUGGCGUUAACGGCGCCAAAAAUCAUUCUUGAAGCUUACUCGGAAAAAUAAAAGGUUCGAGGUGGACAGUAUUUUGAUUUAACGAGAAAAGUUGAAGGAAUCAAGGAUGUCAGGCGUACACAGACAGGCGUUGGACUCGCUGCAGCCUGGCGCGCAAAAUGCACUCGUCAUCGGCAUUAUCAUAAAUAGCUUCAACAUGAAAACUAUCGAUGCCGCUAGAACUAGGUUCAAUUAUGGCGAACGAGGCGUAUGGACAUUCAUGUUGCGCGAUUCCAAGGAAUAUUCUAUAAACGUGACCGUAUGGGGGAGCGUACAAUACGUGACAAAAUUAUCCUCGGAAUUUCAUAUCGGCAGCGUAGUGGAAGUGAUCAAUCCGAAAGUGAUGGAGCGUCGUCCAGACGACAGAAAUGAGCUUUUCGUGCCUUCUGCGACAAGCUCGUGCAGUUUGACGGUGAACGAGGGCAACGCGUUGGUGCAAUCCCAUGACGCACCAACACGUGCAAUGUAUGAACCGUUGCUGAGGCUCCCGAUUAAGAACCCGACCGAGCUGCGAAGUCUGAAAAGCAUAUUUGAGAACCUGGAGACGCUGCGCGAUCAAUACGUUGACGUCUUGGUCGUCGUCACGUUUGUACGUUUCGAACGGAUCGAGGAGUCGAUCGAGCUACCGUUUAUCGAUCAUAACAAAUUUAACUGUAUCGUACAUUCUUUGUUUCUCCGAAUGACUUGGAAGCAAACGAUGUAUACUUUGCAUGGCCAACAGGUUGGCGAUAUUCGUAACGUGAUGACCCGAGACGGAAGGAACAUAAAGUUCCGGAAGUUCGAAGUAACGGACGGGUCGACGGAAGACGUGGUGUCGUUCGUACUCUGGGACAACGAAUGGAUCGAAAGGGCAGCUUUCUGGGAGCCGAAACGGACUGUCCUUUUUCUCGCGGACGCCCGUAUCGCGUAUGAUAAUUUCAUGAAGAAAACUGCCUUGUCCAUAGCUAGGAAGACAGUGAUCACGGAAAAUCCGGACGUGCCCCAAACGACAACUAUAAGGAACUCGAUAAAAUAUUAUGAUCUAGACACGAUGUCCGGGAGCUCGUUCGCGCCGCCAAAUCGUAACGAUAGAAUCAAAUUACAUCAGACUAAAUUAUGGAAAAUUGUUUCUCUCAUUCCUUUGUUCUUCUUUCCGUUAGCGGAUACCAUUACCACCGUGAUGACCGUGCAAGAUAUCUCGAACAAAGUGAACAAAAAACCGAAACAAGGAGAGAGAAUCCAGUUUGCGACGAUUUUGAAGGCCUACGUGCUUGACAUAAACGUGGACAGCCUUAGUCCAAGAAUAAUAUCCAAAAGAUGCGCGUUAUGCAAGAGAAUCGUUCCCGACGAUCAGGACUCGUGUAUGGAUCUCGAGUGUCCAUCAGGCAACGGAACCCGUGCACCUAUGAAUACAAAAAGUUUCAAUCUAAAGGUGAACCUGAAAGACGACACUGGAUACCUUAUUGGCUGCAAAUUAACCGGUGACGCAGCUGAACGCGUUCUCGGUUGUACCACCACCGAGUUUCAGGCAAUGAUACUUCCUCAACGUGAAGAUUUAAAAUGGAAAUUUGCGUUGGAAAAAUGCGACAUCCGGUUGCACAUACUCGGUCCAACGACCGACUUCCCGAAUGCCGUGUACAAUAUUCUGUCGAUCACUCGAAGCGAAGAGGAAGACGAUGGAACAGACGCGCUCAACGAGUGUCUCAACGCGAAUUUUUAAUUACUUUUCACAAAUUACCAUCGUUAAAGAUUAACGAAUAUAUCGUAACAUUUUAGAACGACUCCAUUGUUAAGGAAAGUUUUGUAAUUAUAUGUUAAUGAACAAUAACGACAAGAGAAAAAUAAAUCUUUUAAAUUAAA